Molecule: messenger RNA, 2103 nt
Organism: Dichotomopilus funicola
Lineage: Eukaryota; Fungi; Ascomycota; Sordariomycetes; Sordariales; Chaetomiaceae
Product: ferric reductase transmembrane component 1
Exons: 2
Coding region: 1-2103 (700 amino acids)
Biological process (GO): copper ion import; intracellular iron ion homeostasis; iron ion transport
Cellular component (GO): plasma membrane
Molecular function (GO): ferric-chelate reductase activity
Source: RefSeq, a predicted model, not a curated record
AUGAACCGCACACUCGCUUGCCUGCGGCUCAUCCAGGUUCCACAUCGACACUUAACCAGCGUUCCUUCGUUCGUACGUCCCAUCUGCCGGGAUGGGGUUAUCAGCGCCCUUUUAUCUUCCGGAGACGGUGGUGCUGAUGAGGGAGGAGACGACCUCGACUGGAUGAACGACCCAGAGAAAGUGGAGUAUAUCCGACAGCUUCUGGAGUUGCUGGAUGAGGCGAGGGUGAUUGUGGCUUGGUAUAAUGUGGUGUUUGUUGGGGUUAUGUUGGGGAUGGCGGGGUGGUUUUGUGAGGAGGGUGGUGAGGGGGAUGGGGUAUCAUUGGGGAUGGCUUCGUCGUCGUCGUCGUCGUCGUCGUCGUUGAGUGGUACAAUCGUGGGAACAGUGACGCCGACAGUAGAAACGAAAGAUAUCGACCUCGAACGAAGCCCGUUACUAGGCUGGAAGAGGACAACAUCAUCACCACCACCAUCAUCCUUCCCGACGAUACUAAUGAGACUGCGCAAUACAAUCCACGCCUGGCUCCUCCACCAACCACCCCCCCUCCCCCUCAUCCACCGCACCCUUCCCUCCAACGGCACCACCCUCACCGUCCUCCUCUGGCUCGCCCUCAACCUCACCCUGCACCUCUACCGCCUACCCCUGCACUGGGACUUCUUCUUCAUCUUCGCCGACCGCACCGGCUGCGUCUUCGUCGUCAAUUUACCUCUCCUCUACCUCCUCAGCGCCAAGAACCAACCCUUACGUCUACUGACAGGAUACUCCUACGAGGCGCUGAACAUCUUCCACCGACGGGUCGGGGAACUGCUCUGUGUGGAAGCGAUCGUGCACGCGGUGGGGAUGGUGCUAUGGCAGUUUGUGCUAGCGCGGGAAUGGCUGGUGGCGUCGCGCUCGGCGUAUGUGUAUUUCACGCACCCGAUUAUUCUGUGUGGGUUGGGCGCGUUGGUGGCGUAUGAGGUGGUGGGGUUCACGUCGCUGGCAUCGUUUCGGAGGAGGUGGUAUGAGGUGUUUUUGGCGGUGCAUGUGGUGCUGCAGGCUGGGGGGUUGGGGUUGUUGUGGUUUCAUUAUCCGACUAGUCGGGUGUAUGUGGCGGUGUCGGCGGGGGUGUGGGUGGUGGAUAGGGUGGUCUGGAGGUUGGGGUUGAAGAGGGUCGGGUUGGAGGCGGAGGUGGUGGUGCUGGAUCGGGAUACGUAUGUGGUGUCGGCGGAUUGGGAGGUUCCGUGGCCGGAGAAGUCGAGGUUGUCGUGGUGGCCGUUGAUUCUGUCCCGGCCGCGUCGGUCGAUCCUUCACGGUUGGGAACCGACCGACCAUGUCUUCUUGACCGUGCCGGCUCUUGGACGCUCCCACACGCUGCAAGCUCACCCAUUCACCAUUGCUUCGGCUGCACCGGGGCGUUGGCCAUACGAGAAGGAAGCAGAAGACGACGACGACGACGACAAACACCAACCGACAACCCCCGUCCAAACCCACCACGCCCACCUCACCCUCCUUAUCCGCGGCCAUUCCGGCUUCACCCGCGACCUCCUGAACCACGCCCGCACUCAUUACUCCCACCAACCUCUCCUCGGUCACCCUCACCCCCUCAAACUCCAAAUCAACCUCGACGGACCCUACGGCUCGCCUCACGCGCUCUCCAUGCUGCGCGCGUCCAGGCGUGCCGUGCUGGUUGCUGGUGGAAGCGGGAUCGCGGUGGUGUUUAGUUUGGCUUGGGCUUUGCUUCCCCCUCCUCCGGGGAUAAUCCGAGGAGAUGGAAAUGGGAGGAGAAAAAAGAGAAGAAGAAAAGUUCACCUCCUCUGGGUCACGCACUCCCGCGAGCACCGAGCCUGGAUCCCGCGUGCCCAGCUUGAGGAGCUCGUCGCGCGUGGGCUGGACCUGGUGAUGCCUGAGCCGACGGUGGAAGCUGGACGGCCGGAUGUGGAGGGAUUGGUUGGUGCGUGGAUUUCUGAUACUGAGGAUAGAGAAUCGGACGUCCGAGGGAGAAGAGAGGUCGGGGUGGUGGUGUCUGGGCCGGACGGGCUGAAUCGGAUGGUGAGGAAUGUGUGCGCGCGGGAGGUCGGGAAGGGGAGGAGGGUUAGGGUGGCGGUUGAAAAGUUUGGGUGGUAA